Messenger RNA from Anolis sagrei ordinatus, 3178 nucleotides. NCBI's taxonomy places the organism in Eukaryota, Metazoa, Chordata, Lepidosauria, Squamata, Anolidae. The record is from RefSeq and is a predicted model, not a curated record.
ACCGGACGGUCCUGCUCGGGAGGCGGCGGCGGCACUCUGAUUGGCUGCCCGCCCUGGCCAAUGGCAUGUGGGGGAGUUUGAACCUUCAGAGGCGGAAGGAGGCCCUCCUCGCGGGACGAACGCGCGAUUAACUCCGCGUCCGUGUGGACGGGCUGGGAGCAGCAAAAGGAAGAUCGGGUACCCUUUUGGGAGGAAGGAGAAGCAACAGAGUCACGAGGAGGUGCCCAUCCAAGAUGGUGGACCACCUGGCGAAUACGGAGAUUAACAGCCAGCGCAUUGCCGCGGUGGAAAGCUGCUUUGGUACCUCUGGGCAGCCCUUGGCCGUGCCGGGAAGAGUCCUCCUGGGCGAAGGGAUCUUGACCAAAGAAUGCCGCAAGAAGGCCAAGCCGCGGAUUUUCUUCCUUUUCAACGACAUCCUUGUCUACGGGAGCAUCGUCAUCAACAAGAGGAAGUACAGCUCCCAGCACAUCAUCCCGCUGGACGAAGUCACUUUGGAAACGUUGCCGGACACCUUGCAGAUGAAGAACCGGUGGAUGAUCAAGACGGCCAAGAAGUCUUUUGUGGUGUCGGCCGCUUCCCUGACGGAGAGGAAAGAAUGGAUCAGCCACUUGGAGGAGUGCAUCCGCAUUUUGUUGUCCAAGACGGGCCGGCCGCCCCCCACCGAACACGCCGCCCCGUGGAUCCCUGACAAGGCCACCGAUAUCUGCAUGCGGUGCACGCAGACCAAGUUCUCCGCUAUCACGCGACGGCACCACUGUCGGAAGUGCGGCUUCGUUGUGUGCGGAGACUGCUCCAGGCAGCGCUUUCUCAUGCCCCGGCUCUCCCCAAAGCCGUUGAGAGUUUGCAAUCUGUGCUACAAACAGCUCAUGGCGGAGAAACAGGAAGCCGAAGAGCAGUCGAAACGAGUCCCGUCUCCUCUGUCCGGCUACGAACCUUCCAGCGGGGACGACAGCGACCGAUCCGAGGAGGAUCGACUGGAAUGGUCGCCGGAGGCCGAAUUUUACACAUCGGACGUGGCGUGGUCAUCGUUCCAUAGUUGACCUCAAGUUCAUUUUGGGGACCUUGUUCUUCAACCUACAAGAAAGGAGAUUCCAUCUCAACAUUAGGAAGAACUUCCUGACUGUGAGACCUGUUCAGCAGUGGAACUCUCUGCCCCGAAGUGUGGUGGAUGCUCCUUCUUUCGAGGCUUUUAAACAGAGGCUGGAUGGCCAUCUGUCGGGGGUGCUUUGAAUGCAAUUUUCCUGCUUCUUGGCAGAAUGGGGUUGGACUCUCGUCCAACUCUAGGAUUUUAUGAUUCUAUUCUUUCCAAAGGACACACCUUUGCCUUAAUGUUCUUUCAGAGGAGUGGUUUUAUAAUUAUGCAGUUUAGUUCCAUAGCACAACGUUAACAAAAUUUGAUAUAUUUUUUUGUUCCUAAUUUGAAAGUGUUACUCCUGUUUAAUCGUGUGGUACUUAAUUUGAAAGUAGUUCUACUCCAGAAACUUCAUUUUUGUGGCUGCCACAAAUUCUGUUGAAUUGCUUGAGAUUCUCUGAGACAUUGAAAAACUAUAACAAAACGUGCUGCAAGAUGUCCCUCCCGCAGAAAGAAAGUUUUUUGCAGUUUGAGAAACCUUUUCCAUGGUUUUGUGAUAGACUUCCUUAUGUGAUCCAGCAUAGCCCAAGGAUAUAAUAAUAAUAAUAAUAAUAAUAAUAAUAAUAAUAAUAAUAAUAAUAAUUUUUUGGUUGUGUCCCCUGGACAACGUCCUUGCAGACGGCCAAUUCUCUCACACCAGAAGCAACUUGCUCCUGACACGACAAAAAAAAUUCUUCUGCAGAGGUGUUUAAAGUGGCUUUAAGGUCUUCUGAAUGUGCACAGACUACGUUAUCAUCAGCAUAUUUGAGUUCUAUAACAGAUGUUGUCAUGACCUUAGUUUCCGCUUUCAGUGUUGACUUUUGUGGAGAGGUGGCUGCCAAGGGAGCGGAAAUGGUCAACAUUUUCUAAUAUUACACCAUUAAGCUGUCUUUCUGGCAAUGGAGAGGGAUUGGCUGGUGACUGGUGGAACAGCACUUUGGUUUCCUCGAUGUUCAAUGGGAGGCCGAGCUUCUCGUAUGCUUCUGCAAAGGUGUUUAGAGUGGCUUUAAGGCCUUCUUCUGAAUGUGCACAGACUACAUUAUCAUCAGCAUAUUGGAGUUCUAUAACAUAUGUUGUUGUGACAUUGGUUUUGGCUUUCAGUGUUGACUUUGGUGGAGGGGUGACUGCCAAGGGAACGGAAAUGGUCAACAUUUUCUAAUGUUACACCAUUAAGCUGUAUUUCUGGCAUUGGAGAGGGGUUGGCUGUGACUGCUGAAAGAGCUCUUUGGUUUGCUUGAUGUUCAAUGACAGGCUGAGCUUCUCAUAUGCUUCUGCAAAGAUGUUUAGAGUGGCUUUAAGGCCUUCUUCUGAAUGUGCACAGACUACAUUAUCAUCAGCAUAUUGGAGUUCUAUAACAGAUGUUGUCAUGACCUUAGUUUUGGCUUUCAGUGUUGACUUUUGUGGAGAGGUGGCUGCCAAGGGAACGGAAAUGGUCAACAUUUUCUAAUGUUACACCAUUAAGCUAUAUUUCUGGCAUUGGAGAGGGGUUGGCUCUGGCAUUGGAGAGGGAUUGGCUCUGCUGGAUGAGAUCUUUGGUUUGCUUGAUGUUCAAUGAGAGGGCGAGCUUCUCAUAUGCUUCUGCAAAGGUGUUUAGAGUCGCUUUAAGGUCUUCUUCUGAAUGUGCUCAGACUACAUUAUCAUCAGCAUAUUGGAGUUCUAUAACAAACCUUGAUUUUGGCUUUCAGUCUUCUGAGGUCAAAUAGAUUGCCAUCUGUCCGAUAGAUGAUUUCACUCCGUUGGGAAGCUUCCCAUCCACCAAAUAGGAAAUGACAUUUAUAACCCAGGAACAAAAAUUGUGUUAUGUAGUAUAAGGGAGUGCUUAUGCCUCAGGCUAUAUGACCAAGGAUUCGAGUGUGGAAAUCGUAGCCUGAAUUUGGUCCAGAAUAUGCCACAGAACAAUGAACAUUCUCCAAUUCUGCUGGGACUCACAUUUUUUAAUGCUGACACUGUCCUGGUUCGGAUUGCAACGCAGUUCAAAACCUGUGGAAUAUACCAGAGAAGGCUGCAUUGUUUUAGUCUGGGAGUUUGAAGUAGUUCUCCCUUUCUAGAAUAGGAAUUAUUGCCAUG